AUGUCUAAAGCUAACUCAGGAUCGGCUACGCCGCUUCAUUCUGUUCGUUCGAAUGUUCAUGUCGAUGAUCUCGGCAUCACAUCUAUUCUCUCUAACCGAGGCAUCACCAUCAAUGUAGAUCACGAAAUCGACUCCGAUGAGGCGAAGAUUCUUGCCUUAGGUUACAAACAAGAAUUCAAGCGUGAAUUCUCCUUAUGGUCAGUUUUCGCCGUAUCAUUCUCGGUCUUGGGAUUACUUCCCUCUGUGGCAGCGUGUUUUGAUUACCAACAACUUGUUAUUGGUAUCUCUCCAGUGCCCUGGAUCCUUGCCAUUAUCUUUAUUACCUCAGUUGCCCUUUCUAUGGCCGAAAUAGCUUCUGCUUUCCCAACUGCUGCUGGUACCCCAUAUGCAGUUUCCCAGUUGGCUCCUAAGAAGUAUGCUCCAUUCUUCACAUGGAUCACUUGUUUCAGUAAUUGGAUGUGUCAAAUCACUGCCGCUCCAUCUGUGGACUAUUCUUGUGCCAGUAUGAUGUUAGCUCUUUAUGCUUACAAUUCCUCUUCAUACUCUCCAACCACGGGGCAUGUAUACGGUCUUACCACCGGAAUUCAAGUUUGUCAUGCCAUCAUUUCUUCACUUCCUACCAAGUGGUUAGCUUGGUUCAACACCGCCGGAACCCUGGUCAAUAUGUUAUUCUUGGUUAUUGUAUUUGUCAUGAUCUUGGCUGGAAACAAGAGAGAUGAAAUAAACCCAGGGGCAACUAAAUUUAAUACAAACAGUCAAGCCUGGGGCUUGACAAAUCAAACGGAAUAUCCAUCGGGUCUUGCCAUGCUUAUGUCCUUCUUGGGUGUGAUUUGGGCCAUGUCCGGGUAUGACUCCCCUUUUCAUUUGUCGGAAGAAUGUACAAAUGCAUCUGUGGCCGCUCCAAGAGCAAUUGUCUUGACCGCCACCUGUGGUGGUUUCAUUGGAUGGAUGUUCAUGUUGGCCAUUUCUUACACUUUGUACGAUCUUACUGCAAUCGCAGAUGAUGUCGAAGGGUUGGGCCAACCAUUUGUUUCCUAUUUGAGUCAGAUCUUGAAAAAGGACUUGGUCAAUGCAGCCAUGGCAAUGACAAUCAUCUCAGGUUUCUUCAUGGGAUGUUCAUGUAUGUUGGCUGCUUCUCGUGUUACAUAUUCAUACUCCAGAGAUGGCUUAUUCCCUGGAUCUCGUUGGUGGAAGAAAGUCAGUCCACUUACCCAGACCCCAAUUAACGCCGUGUGGAUUAACUUCUUACUUGGUCAAUUACUCCUUUUACUUAUGUUUGCUGGAGAUGUGGCCAUUGGGGCCAUUUUCUCGGUUGGAGGAAUUGCAGGGUUUGUUUCUUUCACCAUGCCAACCAUCUUCAAAAUAUUCUUUAACAGGGGGUUCCAAAGAGGUCCUUGGCACUUGGGACGUUGGUCUACUCCAAUUGGUCUUGUUUCAGUGGCAUUUGUCACCACCAUGAUCCCAGUGUUGUGUUUCCCAACCGUGAAGGGUAUCGAUUUGACCUUGGACGAAAUGAACUGGACUUCACUCGUCUUCUUUGGACCAUUGUUAUUGGUCACUAUCUGGUUUUUGGUGGAUGCUCGUAAAUGGUACCAUGGACCAAAGUCCAAUAUCGAUGAAGCAGACUUUGUGUAUCACUCACAAGAUGUUCUCGAAGGAGUUGAAAAUGAAAAGGUGAAUAGCAAUGUUUACACCAAGGGUAGUCACUAG
Molecule: messenger RNA, 1710 nt
Organism: [Candida] anglica
Lineage: Eukaryota; Fungi; Ascomycota; Pichiomycetes; Serinales; Debaryomycetaceae
Source: the annotation of a GenBank genome assembly